AUGGAGGAGGAAACCUCAAUAAACUUCAAAGCAUUGAGAGCCAGGUUUCAGGAGGAAGCUCGGUUGGCUGAGUCCAAAGCCAACCGACCAGCUGUAGCUGGAAAACCAAAGUAUCUCCCUCCUCCUGGGGGUCACUGCAGCUCUGUGAUCAGCAGUAUCCACAUGGCUGCUGGCUCUGAACACGGCGAUGAGCCUACAUACGCUGAUUUAACUAGCCGACCAGCUAGUGCACCUGGAGAGCUGCCUUCUGAGAAGCCGCACACAGAUGACCAGGCCUCGCUCCAGGGCAGAGAGAAGACGAGCGAGUGCACCCUCUCCAGUCCGGACAUCACCAUUAGCCCCACGUCUGCAGAGGGCCACACUGAUGCAGACUGCAGACUCUUCAGCUCCUUGGAGAAGGCCAAGAAGAAGUUUUCCUGUCGACAGAUGAUAUCCCUCAAACCAAAGAACAGCUCACCAGGCAAAGCUUCGCCCCCAAAGAGCACCCUCAGCACUGAUUUACCCACACCCCCACCCUUCCCUGUCCCACUGAACCUCCCCAACUUCAUCUACAUCUCAGCCAGACCAUUCAGUAAAGGCAUCACAACAUUCAAGUCACCUUUAGAAAAGCACUUUGGGAAGGAUAAAUCGAAUCGGCCUUUUGUCAGAAUUGGUGACCCCCGUCCUCCAUCUCCCCAAAAGAAGCCUUUGCCUGAAAACUGGACUCUGGGGCCUGCGCCUCCAAAGCCCUGCAGACCUCCGAGGGUGGACCUCAGCAGCUACAAGUCUAACACGAGCCGUGAUGUGUCAUUGGACCUGGCAGCGCUGCACCAACAUGAUUCAGAAAGCACGACUUCAGUCCCGAUUCUAGAUAUCCCAGAGAUUCCCGAUUUCGAAAGCUCUGAGAUCGAAGCGGCCGAGGAGAGUGUGGACAUUGCCGUUAUAGACCUGGACACUUUGGACCUGCCUGUCCCUAAAGCCCCUGGUCCCUCGGCCUCUGGAGAGUGCUCUGAUCUUACGCAGAGCUCUGAACACCAGGACCUAGAUCUUGGUCAUGAAGUUGUAAAUCCCCCAGCCAGCUUUCCUGAACCAAUAAACCUGAGCGAGUUCCCAGAACCAGUGGAGCAAUGGAGUCAGAACGAGGAGUCCAUCAGAGAGCCUCCGUCCUGCACCGAAGAAGCGGCCGACUCCAGCUCCAUUCCAGAGGACCAGGGCGAGCACGGAAGUAACUUUGAAUUUGGCAUAUAUCAGCAGGAAAUGUAUGAGACUACAUGUGAUAAUGUCUAUGAAGAUGUAGAAAACGUCAGCAAAGUUUUGCCUCAUCAAAACUCCCGUAAAUGGAAAGGACUGAAAAAUCCCUAUGCGGACAGCAACAAUGUGAAGGAGGAGUCGGGUUGCAGCUCGAGGCAGAGAAAUCCACGGAACAUUGGAGAGUCUGGUUAUUUGUCCCACAGUCAAAUCAACAGUAAAGAAUGUCAAAGUCCGAAAGAACAAAAGAAACGUGAAAAACAGCGCCUCGAAAAAGAGAAGAAGGAACAGAAAGAGCGAGAGAAGAAAGAAAAUGAAAUGAAAAAGAAAUUCAAAGUCACAGGUUUGGAGGAGCCCAUGUACCACGCCAAAGUAACAGUCGCGAGUAAAGUCCGUAAACGAGACCUCCCUGUUAAAAGUGGGGACACGGUCAGCAUCAUUCGCACCACCAACUGCCCCAAGGGGAAAUGGCUGGCACGCGACGCAGAUCACAAAUAUGGUUAUAUUUCUGUCAUGAACGUGGAGCUAAAUAUCAAAGAGAUGCUCGAGCUGGGGAAGAAGGCGCAGGCGGCUGGAAGAGGAGGCAACAUGGAGGCCGACACCAUCAGUAUUGGCUCUUCAAGUCACCCGGUCCUGACAAGCAGCUGUGAGUUUACAGACGAUAGUGAGGAGUGGGCCUGCGAAGACGAAACCCUGUCUCCCGUCAACGACAGCCCGAGCUUUCCGCAUCAGUCAAGCAGAGUCCCAGAGAUGUCGAGCCUCCACGAUGGCACGCAGCAGCAGCACACCCUGAGUGAUGCCAACCUGGAGGACCUACACACCCAGACGAGACACGAGGCGCUGCAGAAAUUGGCCAUUUUCUUUCAGCACAACAAAGAACCCGAAGAGAACGGAGUGGCAACUGCUACAAGCUUGGAGACGCCUAACCUGUGUGAUGUUGAGGAGCUUCCAGUUCCAGAACAAGAGAUGGACUUCACAGAGUUGGAGUUUCUUCCGCCGCCGCCGCUGUACGCAGACUUCUUCUGA
Molecule: messenger RNA, 2253 nt
Organism: Knipowitschia caucasica
Lineage: Eukaryota; Metazoa; Chordata; Actinopteri; Gobiiformes; Gobiidae
Source: the annotation of a GenBank genome assembly